Molecule: messenger RNA, 1157 nt
Organism: Balaenoptera ricei (Rice's whale)
Lineage: Eukaryota; Metazoa; Chordata; Mammalia; Artiodactyla; Balaenopteridae
Gene: CFAP96
Product: cilia and flagella associated protein 96
Exons: 8
Cellular component (GO): centrosome
Source: RefSeq, a predicted model, not a curated record
CACCACGCCACAUCUCGCGGAUGGAUAAUGGGGCGGGAAGCGGAAGUCUUUUCGUGUAGAGUAGGAUUUUGCUAUAGAAGAAGUAGCCCUCAGGGACCAAUUGAAGUUACCUAUAUAGAGCACACUGCCACAAGAAGCAACCAUGCCUGUGGAAGGAGGGAAAACAGAUAUGGAGAGGAUUGGGCUCUUCAGUGAGAUGGAAUAUGUCACUGUUGGUGAUAAAUAUGUGUCACAAUUUAAUCGACCCUUUAAUGAAGCUGCAAGCAAAAAUAGACAGAUGCUACCUGCGGGAUCCAAAGAAAUGUCACAUCUCUAGGCAGGUUAUUUUGAUCCCCAUUUUGUAAGGAUUUUUGAAGGUGAAGGCUACGUAAACCUGAAUCAAGUGAGGAGACGGCAUAUGAUGGAAGAAGCCAAAAAAAAUCUAGGCAAAGCAUUCCUCCCUAGUAAUGGAGAUAAGAAGCUAUGUGGAUUAGGAAGUUACUAUGGAACAAUAGGUAGACCAGUCCCAUUUUUCAGUGCACAAUCAAAACCCAAAGAAAAAUAUGAGCCACCUGGAAAGAAUUUGUACACAAACCCAGGAAAGAAAGGAACUGGAUAUGGCUAUGCAAAUGUUACCAUAGGUAAGCAGUUUUCACACUCUGCUGAUUUCUAUGAUGCAGCAAAACUAAAUGACAAGAAAGAGAAUGAAGAACACCAUCGUUUACUUAAAGGGACACCUUUCAAAUUAAAUCUUUACCCAAGGGAAUAUUUUGAUACCAAUCCUUAUUUGUUUGAGAAACCUUUACCACCAAUUAAAAAAGCAGAGAAGAAAGAAGCACUUGCAAACCCUUUUAAGCCCUCUUCUCCUGGUAAAAAGGCUGGUGGAAUGAAGGCAGGAACAUUUGAUUCUUACCCUUCACAUUCUGCUGACCCUUAUGGGGUUAAAUUGACAAGCCAUAUUUCCAGAAAAGGUGCUAAGGUUUUCCAUCCACCAGGUGGACCAAAAAGCAGACCAACUGAAAGUAUAAUGACUUUGAAUGUCAAAAGGGCACUAAAUAUGAAGAACUACAAGACUGCUUCAGUACAGUCCUAUUAGCAUCUGGAAGACAAAUAGCCGUAUAGGUCCCGACUACCAAAAAUUCAUUAUCAAGUGCUCAUUAUUUGAAAAAAUAUAAGAU